Molecule: messenger RNA, 2086 nt
Organism: Poeciliopsis prolifica (blackstripe livebearer)
Lineage: Eukaryota; Metazoa; Chordata; Actinopteri; Cyprinodontiformes; Poeciliidae
Product: NEDD4 family-interacting protein 1-like
Exons: 8
Coding region: 158-814 (218 amino acids)
Biological process (GO): positive regulation of protein ubiquitination; vacuolar transport; ubiquitin-dependent protein catabolic process
Cellular component (GO): Golgi apparatus; perinuclear region of cytoplasm; endoplasmic reticulum
Molecular function (GO): WW domain binding
Source: RefSeq, a predicted model, not a curated record
UUUCGGCUCAGAGGAAGAAGGAAGGAGAUGGCCGACUAGUAGAAGGAAAUAUCAUACUUCUCCUUCUUUGUCAGCAAGAUUCGUUUCAUUCAAGCUCAUUUUUUUCACACUCUGAAACCGGAGGGGGACGUUGAAAACAUUUAGCUCCUCUUCCAGGAUGGCAGAACCAAACAGCAACGUCAGAUAUCAGGAGCUGGUAAAUGAGGAGGAGCCCGUCCAGGCCUCCCAGGAGAGCUCUGGACAGGAUGCACCACCUCCCUACAGCAGCAUCGCUGCAGCUAAUGCAGCGUUCUUUGAGUACAAGGAAGAAGGAGGGAGAUUUCCCAACCCUCCGUCGUACAACGUUGCCACCACUUUGCCCUCCUACGACGAGGCCGAGCGAAGCAAAGCCGAGGCCGCCGUCCCCCUGGUCACUGGAAGGGUCUCGGAAGACGACUUCGUGGCCAGAGACGACUUCGAAGACGCCGACCAGCUGCGGAUAGGAAACGACGGCAUCUUCAUGCUCACUUUCUUCAUGGCAUUCCUCUUCAACUGGAUCGGCUUCUUUCUGUCGUUCUGUUUGACCACGUCAGCGGCCGGUCGAUACGGAGCCAUUUCCGGCUUCGGCCUGUCCCUCAUCAAAUGGGUUCUCAUCGUCAGGUUUUCCACUUAUUUCCCCGGAUACUUUGACGGACAGUACUGGUUGUGGUGGGUGUUUCUGGCUCUGGGUUUCAUGCUGUUCAUCAGAGGCUUCGUUAACUACUCCAGAGUGCGCAAACUGGUAGAUCCCGCUUACGCCAACCUGCCCAGAACAAGAGUGCUUUUCAUCUAUUAGAGAUGAAGCGGAACAAUGUUCGAGAGUCGCAUGAAGAGACUUCACCGGAAAUCAGCCAGACGAAUUCUAGACGAAGACGACCUCAAGAUGGUAACAUAUUCAGGAAAUAUAUAAAACAUGUGUUUUUCUUUUGUUUAGACAUUUCAUUAAUGGAACAUGGUAAGCAGUAAUAGUUCCUUUAGCUGUUCAUUAGUGGCUAAUGUUAAGUGCUAUUUACAUCUGUUGUAAUGUAAGAGUAUUGCCUUAUCGGAUUUGAUGGUAGCAUAAGAGCAUGCAUCUGCUGCCAGGUUAUUAAUUAGAGCCAGGCUCAUGUUGGCCAACGGGUUUUCUAAUUCGCGCAACACUGUAGAUUGACCACAGCAUGCAGCAACACUUUGUAACAUUUGCUUCAUCGAUCUAAUAUCCAAUUAGACGUUUGUACUUCAAUCAGCUAUUGGCCUUAAGCUGUGCUGUUCCUUCUUCAACCACUAGGGGGCAGCGAUGUCUGCACAUGUCCAGACGGGACAAACAAGAGAGCCUGCUUGUAAUUUGCUAUUCGAACAUACCAGGUUGACCUCUGCUUGUCAGAGGUUUCUUUUAAUAAUUACCGCGGGUUAAAUCAGGCGAAACAAUCCAAACCUGGAAGAAGAAUUCAACGUACCGAGAUGCUCUUGAAAGAAACCCAGCGUCUUGUUUUCAUUUCACCCAGACAAGCGUCUGAAUCUCUGAGCUGCUGCAGUGACGCUGCUGAAUUUUGGUGUUUGUCUGAGAAGGUCUCAUUUGAACGCUGCAGUCUGACCUGCCGAUGACUCCACUGUGAGUCAGGGAGAAUCUGCUGCAGGAAAAGCUCAGAGAUUUAAAGAAAAAAAAAAAAAGCUGUGUGGAUUUCAGCUGUUAAUGAUCCAGUUUGAACAGCUGCAUCACAAUAAUGAGCACAAAAAUAGCUGAAAUUCCUCCUCCAGGUGGGAUUUUUGCCUUAAGAUUUAAUUGACAGAUGUGGGUUUUUUUUUCCCUCUUAACUUUCUUUGCACAGUGUUAGAAGUUGGUAUCAAUUAAAGCAAGAACGUUGCUUUUCAGCUGCACUUCUAGAAGUGUUAGCGGUGAAACCCAGAUGAUGUUAUUCCCAGUUCACACUGAACAAUUUAAAUCAUUAACUUCAUACUUCUGCCAUAGCUUUGAUUACACACCAGUUAUGCUUGUUUCUAUGUGGCGUAGAGCUAAACUUUGGGGUUCUGUUGUUAAUGUAACUGUACAGAAAUCAUGUAGCGUUAAAUAAAUGUCACUUUCAAUGGG